UCGUUUUGCAAGUGUCUGUAGGGUGUUUAGGUGGUCAUGUCUGGACGCGGAAAGCAGGGCGGCAAGGCUCGCGCCAAGGCCAAGACGCGCUCGUCGCGGGCCGGGCUGCAGUUCCCGGUGGGCCGCGUGCACCGCCUGCUCCGCAAGGGCAACUACGCCGAGCGGGUGGGGGCCGGCGCGCCGGUGUACCUGGCGGCCGUGCUGGAGUACCUGACGGCCGAGAUCCUGGAGCUGGCGGGCAACGCGGCCCGCGACAACAAGAAGACGCGCAUCAUCCCGCGCCACCUGCAGCUGGCCAUCCGCAACGACGAGGAGCUCAACAAGCUGCUGGGCCGCGUGACCAUCGCGCAGGGCGGCGUCCUGCCCAACAUCCAGGCCGUGCUGCUGCCCAAGAAGACCGAGAGCCACCACAAGGCCAAGGGGAAAUAAAGUUUGAAUUCCCACAUUUCAGUUUGAGAUCAAAGGCUCUUUUCAGAGCCACCCACCAUUUCUGUGGAAGAGCUGAACACGCAGUUUUCUGAACCCUGUAAGUUCGAGGAACCCAAAGUGAAAAGUCUCCUUUGGUUUGCCCAAGUUCCUUUUGACUCUGUGUGGUUUGCUCAAUAAAGCCAUUAAAAUAC
This is a messenger RNA of Acinonyx jubatus (cheetah), 620 nucleotides long. RefSeq names its product histone H2A type 1-E. NCBI's taxonomy places the organism in Eukaryota, Metazoa, Chordata, Mammalia, Carnivora, Felidae. Gene Ontology annotation, cellular component: nucleosome. The record is from RefSeq and is a predicted model, not a curated record. The coding region runs from base 37 to 429 and encodes 130 amino acids. The transcript has a single exon. Gene Ontology annotation, molecular function: DNA binding; protein heterodimerization activity; structural constituent of chromatin.